Grammomys surdaster is the source of this 942-nucleotide messenger RNA. Its product is annotated as vomeronasal type-1 receptor 4-like. Gene Ontology annotation, biological process: G protein-coupled receptor signaling pathway. The transcript has a single exon. Gene Ontology annotation, molecular function: pheromone receptor activity. Gene Ontology annotation, cellular component: membrane. Lineage: Eukaryota; Metazoa; Chordata; Mammalia; Rodentia; Muridae. The coding region runs from base 1 to 942 and encodes 313 amino acids. The record is from RefSeq and is a predicted model, not a curated record.
AUGGCCUCCAGAGACAUGGUCAUGGGGAUCUUCUUCCUGUUCCAGACUGUACUGGGAGUUCUGGGGAACUCAGCCUUGCUUUGUUGUUUCAUUAUUUCUGACUUUACUGGGAUCAAGGCAAAGCCCACAGAUCUGAUUGUCAAACACUUGACCUGUUCCAGCAUCAUGGUUCUUCUCUGUAAAGGCAUCCCUCAGACAAUGAGUGCAUUUGGUCAGACAUAUUUUCUAGAUGACUUUACAUGUAAACUUGUUUUUUAUUUUCAUAGAGUUGCCAGAGGUGUAUCCCUUGGCUCCACAUCCCUGCUGAGUGUCUUUCAGUUCAUCACCAUCAGCCCUGGGAAUUCCAAGUGGGCACAGCUCAAGGUCAGAAUUCCCAGGAUUGUUUGUUCUUCCCUGGGCGUGUGUUGGUCCCUCCAACUAUUGGUAUAUGCCUUCAUUCCUAUAUACACAAAUGACAUAAGGAGCUUAAGAAAUGUUACUGGUGUAAAAGAAUUUGAAUACUGUGCUGUUGUUAAUCCUGGGAGAGUCAUCAACAUUCUUAAUGGAAUGUUAUUGACAUUCAAUGAUGUCAUGUUUUUGGGACUGAUGAUGUGGGCCAGUGGCUCCAUGGUGUUUAUACUGAUCAAACACAAGCAGAGGGUCAAUCAUAUCCACAGGUCCCUGUCACCUAGGUCAUCCCUUGAGACCAGAGCCACCCAAAGCAUCCUCACCCUAGUGAGUACCUUUGUGGUCUUCUAUGUAACCUCUGUUGUCCUGACAUUUUAUCUGUCUGUGAUAGAUGUAACAUUUAGGUGGCUGUCAAAUGCAAAUUUAGCCAUGAGUGCAUGCUUUCCAGCAUUCUCUCCCUUUGUACUCCUCAGACACUACAUCUCUGUUUUCAGGCUCUGCUGUGUCUGUUCUUACCAGACAACACACUGUGCUUGUGUAGUCAGAGAACUCUAA